AUGCCUGGCGAGGUUAUCGAUCGGCCCAACCCUGAGGCUGAGCCAUCGAAUCUUCCUGAUCUGCUUGAUCAGUUGCAGGUCAAGGUAGAGCACAAGGCUUUGGAUCAGGCGGCUUGUGAUGCGUUGUAUAAAUUUCGCAGGGCGGCGUCGUACAUUGCUGCGGCGAUGAUUUUCUUGCAGGACAAUGUGUAUCUGAAGCGCGACUUGAAGCAUGACGAUAUCAAGCCCAGAUUACUCGGCCACUGGGGAACAUGUCCCGGACUGAUUCUGGUCUAUUCCCAUCUGAAUUAUUUAAUCCGGACGCAGAACCUCAACAUGCUCUACGUUGUUGGUCCCGGACACGGUGCCCCUGCCAUUCUGGCUUCCUUGUGGCUGGAAGGAUCCCUGGAGAGAUUCUAUCCGCAUUAUGCCCGGAGUGCCGACGGGCUUCAUCGGUUGAUUUCGACUUUUAGUACUACGGCGGGAUUGCCGAGUCAUAUCAAUGCUGAGACCCCCGGUGCUAUCCAUGAAGGUGGAGAGUUGGGAUAUGCUUUGGCAGUGUCGUUUGGUGCUGUCAUGGAUAAUCCUGACUUGAUUGUCACUUGUGUGGUUGGCGAUGGUGAAGCCGAGACUGGACCAACUGCCACGUCCUGGCACGGAAUCAAGUAUAUCGACCCAGCGGAAUCCGGAGCCGUCCUGCCAAUUCUCCAUGUAAACGGGUUCAAGAUCAGCGAGCGAACCAUUUUUGGCUGCAUGGAUAACAGGGAACUUACUGCGCUCUUUACUGGGUACGGAUACCAGGUUCGCAUCGUCGAAGACCUUCGCGAUAUCGAUACAGACCUCCACAACUCCAUGGCCUGGGCUGUGGCAGAGAUCCAGAGAAUUCAAAAAGCCGCUCGUUCUGGCAAGCCUGUCAUGAAGCCCAGAUGGCCGAUGAUUAUCUUGCGGACGCCAAAGGGAUGGUCUGGACCCAAGCAGCUCCACGGACAGUUCAUCGAAGGCUCGUUCCAUUCACACCAAGUCCCUCUCCCCAAGGCCAAGUCGGACAAGGAAGAGCUCCGGGCUCUCCAAGACUGGUUGGCAUCAUACGAACCAGACAAUCUUUUCACAGAAUCCGGAGAUGUCAUUGACCAAGUCAAAUCGGUGAUCCCCUUGGAUGACGAGAAAAAGCUUGGUCAACGCUUCGAAGCGUACAAAGGCUAUGUCCCUCCUAAACUACCCGACUGGAAACAGUUUUGUGUCAAAAAGGGCGAGCAGGAGAGUGCGAUGAAGGCUAUUGGAAAACUGAUCGACCAGUUUUUCGUAGAUAAUCCCCACUCUGUCCGUCUGUUCUCGCCGGAUGAAUUGGAAAGUAACAAGCUGGAUGCUGCGCUCUCGCAUACUGGCAGGAAUUUCCAAUGGGAUCAGUUCUCCAAUGCUAAAGGAGGCCGUGUCAUUGAGGUUUUGAGUGAACAUAUGUGCCAGGGUUUCAUCCAAGGCUAUACCUUGACUGGCCGGGUGGGUAUUUUCCCUUCGUAUGAAAGUUUCCUUGGAAUUGUCCACACCAUGAUGGUGCAAUAUGCCAAGUUCAUGAAAAUGGCCCAAGAAACAAAAUGGCACGAUGAUGUCAGUAGUAUCAACUACAUCGAAACCAGCACAUGGACCCGACAGGAGCACAACGGAUUCUCCCACCAGAACCCCUCUUUCAUCGGUUCGGUCCUCAAGUUGAAGCCGACGGCAGCCCGCGUGUACCUGCCACCUGAUGCCAACACGUUCCUGACGACGGUGCAUCACUGUCUGAAAUCGAGAAACUACAUCAACCUCAUGGUAGGCUCGAAGCAACCGACCCCGGUGUACCUCACACCCGAAGAAGCAGAGAACCACUGCCGCGCAGGUGCCUCUGUCUGGCGCUUCUGUAGUACAGACGGCGGUCUCGACCCAGACGUGGUCUUGGUGGGUAUCGGUGUCGAGGUGAUGUUUGAAGUCAUCUAUGCAGCGGCGCUUCUGCGCAAACGCGCCCCUGAACUUCGCGUGCGGGUCAUCAACGUGACGGACCUGAUGAUCCUUGAAAAUGCAGGAGCCCACCCACAUGCCCUGUCGACGGAUGCGUUUGACGACCUGUUCACUAGCGACAAGCCUAUCCACUUCAACUACCACGGCUAUUCGACCGAGCUGGAAGGCUUGCUUUUCGGACGCCCUCGCUUGGAUCGCGCGACAAUCCAGGGAUACAUGGAAGAAGGUAGCACCACGACGCCUUUUGAUAUGAUGUUGGUCAACCGGGUGUCACGAUUCCACGUCGCACAGGCGGCUAUCCGUGGAGCGGCCAAGCGGAACGAGCUGGUUAAGAUUCGCCAUCAGGAGUUGUAUUCCGAAUUGAGCCAUGAUAUUGUCGAGACGCGGAAGUAUAUUCUCGCGAACCGAAAGGAUCCGGAUGAUAUGUAUGAGAUGCCGAAAUUCAAUUAG
Molecule: messenger RNA, 2421 nt
Organism: Aspergillus wentii DTO 134E9
Lineage: Eukaryota; Fungi; Ascomycota; Eurotiomycetes; Eurotiales; Aspergillaceae
Product: putative phosphoketolase
Exons: 8
Coding region: 1-2421 (806 amino acids)
Biological process (GO): carbohydrate metabolic process
Molecular function (GO): aldehyde-lyase activity
Source: RefSeq, a predicted model, not a curated record